GCUUUAUUCCUUCCUUAAAUCUAGAUACAAGUAUGCAACCGGCAGCAGGGGUCUGUGUAAAACCUGGUGGUGUAUCCGAAUGUUGUUUAGGUUUUCAUUUAGUUAACGGUAGUUGCCAGAAGUGUCCAGACGGUACAUUUGGUGCCGAAUGUAAGGAAUCAUGCCCAGAGGGGCGGUUUGGAGCACAGUGUGCAGAGGAAUGCACUUGUCCACCAGAUGUAUGUAAGAAGCACAAUGGCUGUCCCAAAACUGAACUUGUGGUUUCUGAAGUAGUCACUACAGAAGCACCUAAUACAUCUUUAUCGCCCUCUUACUUUACGUCCUCGACACAAGCAUAUUCCGCUUCACAGUCCUCAAUUUCCACAUCAAUAGAUGUAUCAACAGUACCUAGUAGUACUUUGAUUGCAAGAAGUACCAACAACUUAUCUGUACAAUCAUCUUUACCCCAGCUCAUAACUCCUACUCAAGGAAUUGCUUAUAGCAGCGACGUAAAGUUAGUGAUAGGAAUGGGAGCGGGAAUGGGGCUGCUUCUGGUUGUUAUCCUUGUGUUGGUGGCACAAAGAUGUCUGAGUAAGAAAAUGAAGCAAUACGACUCAACUAAGCACGUCAAAUACAAACCAUCUGAGGAAAGAAGUUUAUCUGUAGUAUAUCAAGAAAUUAAUUACGAUUUGAUGGAAGAGACAGCAAUUGUGAGAAAAUCAAGCAAAGAAUACAAACAAUAUCAAGUGAUUGAGAAAGAAAGCACCACAGGUUCCAAAUAUGAAGGAAUUCAACCAUGUGGGUUACAUGCUAAAGUCAACUCGUCAACAUACCUCGACGUUGAGCCACCUGAUAUCCAAUCACCCAUUGAAGCUCAAAGAGAACCCUUAUCUACAGAAAAGAAAUAUUCCUAUGUAGAAGUAGUCGAACCAUUAGUCCAUAGUGACAUCAUAUCCUCUGCUACAGAAUACAAGAAUGAAACCCCCGCAUUGUAUGAUGAGCCUGAUUUAACUGAGUGUGGUAGUACCACGGCCCUAUGUCUUUACAGCGAUACUGGAAAUGUUGAAAUUGCAAUUAAGACAUGCACAGAAAAAUCUGAAGACAGGAUAGACCCUGCUUAUCUUGAUGUAAUCAACAUUUAAAAAUGUCACAUUUUCUUUUUUCACUGAGUUUUACUUCUUAGUUGGUUUGCAAUACGUCUAAAGCAAUUUGGAAAUUUAGAAGUGUUAAACACGAA
Saccostrea cuccullata (small rock oyster) is the source of this 1216-nucleotide messenger RNA. RefSeq lists its product as uncharacterized. Gene Ontology annotation, molecular function: scavenger receptor activity. Bases 33 to 1121 code for a protein of 362 amino acids. The transcript has 5 exons. The record is from RefSeq and is a predicted model, not a curated record. NCBI's taxonomy places the organism in Eukaryota, Metazoa, Mollusca, Bivalvia, Ostreida, Ostreidae.